This is a messenger RNA of Otolemur garnettii (small-eared galago), 1574 nucleotides long. It is a transcript of the gene CUNH5orf22, whose product is annotated as chromosome unknown C5orf22 homolog. The coding region runs from base 37 to 1362 and encodes 441 amino acids. The transcript has 9 exons. Lineage: Eukaryota; Metazoa; Chordata; Mammalia; Primates; Galagidae. The record is from RefSeq and is a predicted model, not a curated record.
GCCUCUGACUCGCUGCAGCGCUGCUGGGCCCGAAGCAUGAGCGACUCCGCGGGAGAGGGCGCUGGUCUCCGGCGCUACCCCGAGCUCCCGGUGUGGGUGGUGGAGGAUCAUCAGGAGGUUCUACCUUUUAUAUACCGAGCCAUAGGCUCCAAGCAUCUUCCUGCCAGUAAUAUAAGAUUUUUACAUUUGGACUCACAUCCAGAUCUUCUUAUUCCUGUGAACAUGCCAGCAGACACCGUUUUUGAUAAGGAAACACUCUUUGGAGAAUUGAGCAUUGAAAAUUGGAUUAUGCCUGCAGUUUACGCUGGCCAUUUUUCCCAUGUAAUAUGGCUGCAUCCCACAUGGGCUCAGCAAAUCAGAGAGGGCAAACACCACUUUUUGGUAGGCAAAGACACUUCUACCACAACAAUCAGGGUUACAAGUACAGAUUAUUACUUCCUAAGCGAUGGUCUUUAUGUACCUGAAGACCAACUGGAGAAUCAAAAACCUUUACAAUUGGAUGUGAUUACAGUAAAGUCUUACGAACUCUGUAAUAAUCAAGAAGAAGUUGAUGCAGCAUCUUCUGCUAAGAAACCAAAGUUAACCCUGGAAAGUUCAGGACACACUGCAUCUACUAACUCUGACUCCUGUUCAGAGGGACUGGGAGUGGACAUAGUGCCACAGCCAAGCGGCCAAACUUGCCUAGAGCCGUCAUGUUCUUCUGCUAGUCAGGAAUGCCAGACUACAGCCAGCACCGGAGAAAUUCUGGAAAUUUUGAAGACUGGGGAUGCGUUUGUUUUAGAUAUUGACUUGGAUUUUUUUUCAGUCAAAAAUCCCUUUAAGGAAAUGUUUACUCAGGAGGAGUAUAAAAUCUUACAAGAGCUAUACCAGUUUAAAAAGCCUGGCACCAACCUAACAGAGGAAGAUUUGGUAGAUAUUGUUGAUACUCGAAUUCAUCAAUUAGAGGACUUAGAAGCUACUUUUGCUGAUUUGUGUGAUGGUGAUGAUGAAGAGACUGUGCAGCGGUGGGCUUCAAACCCUGGAAUGGAAUCACUGGUUCCACUUGUACAGAGUUUGAAAAAACGGAUGGAAGUGCCAGACUAUGAAAUGGUUCACCAGGCUGGUCUAACCUGUGAUUAUUCAGAACUUCCUCAUCACAUCAGCACAGAACAAGAAAUAGAGUGUCUUAUUCAGUCCGUGUAUUAUUUAUUAAAAAACUUACCAAAACCUACUCUUGUGACAAUUGCAAGAUCAAGUCUGGACGAUUACUGUCCUCCUGAGCAAGUUGACACCAUUCAAGAAAAGGUCCUCAAUGUCCUACGCUCCCUCUAUGGGACUCUGGACAUUCACCAUGUGUAUUCAGAAGAGUCUUCUCCAUCUUGAAACAACACUAGGUUCCUGUUACAACUUGACGUAGUAACAGGAUUUUCACUAAUUUAUUUGUAAAUGCGACUUCCAGAGAACACUGUUUUCAUGUUAACUUUCAACUGAAAUAUUUCAGGUAUUUUGAGUCUUCAAACAACCACCCUCAAUUGUUGAAUGAUUAUAAUUUUCUAGAGUUCAAGACUAGCCUGAGCAAGAGUGAGACGCUGUCU